Vitrella brassicaformis is the source of this 2670-nucleotide messenger RNA. NCBI's taxonomy places the organism in Eukaryota, Vitrellaceae. The record is from the annotation of a GenBank genome assembly.
AUGCAUGUGAGCAGAGACCUCUACAGUUACCAACCCAGCCACGCACCAAUCCAUCAGAGUGUCUUGACAGUCAUAUCAACACGUCCCAGACAGUAGUUCUCCAUCACGGCAGCAGCACACGGCACCAACACAGAGAUGGCAAAGGCGGCCAGCAUGGCGAGCGGCCGGUCAGAGAUCAAUACCGCCAGAGGGAGGGGCAGGUACGCUGACGACCGCGCCCCGAACAUGCAUACCACCACACCUACCGGCACACACACAACAUACGAACAGAAUGUGUUUGUGAAUGGUUUCUGUGUUGACAUAUGGGAAUGCACCUGAGAGGGCGGCCGCGAGCCCAGCGGCUGUGUUGCAGAUGGUCGAUCGCUCCAUGAAGGGGUAGGCGCCCUCAAUGAAGUCACCGAACAGGAAGUUGAUAAACAGACCACGCCGAGACAAAUGCACAUCUGACAUACACACACGCGGACACAGACACAGACACACGCAUCACGCACACACAUAGAUCUAAGUGUGUCCGGGGUGGCUGUGCGGCUGACCUUCCUUUUGCCUCGGGAAGACGAUGUGUGCGAGGCAGAGGCCAAGCGACACGCCCACAAGGACGCACUCGUCUAUCGCACCAAGUGUGGCAGGGUCCCCCCGCUCCAUCUCGACAAUGAUCAGCGGCAGAAUGACGAUGUGGUACAUGCCCCUGCCCGACCCCCACCACACAAACCACCCCAGGGCAGCGCCCUUGAUGCACCGAAGUAGCAUCGACGAGAGGGGCCACGAGUGGAGGAUGAAGCGGACAGAUGACGCCAGUUGGCUGCAGAUGGGAGAGAGGGCCAGCUCCACCAGACCACCUGCACACACAGACGGAGAGGGGAAUGAUAUGAGCCAGGGGUUUUAGUGUCUUUGUAUGAUGUCACCUACCCGUGACAAUGCCCGUCCCCCCUGCCGUGGUAAUGCUUGCAGCAGUGGCAGGCACACCUGACGAUACAUACCAAAACAUACACACACACACACACACACGGUCUGCUCAUGUGCCAUACCGUAUCGACAUGCGCAAGCGAGCACCGUUGGUGCGGCCAUCCCCCCCAGCAAGCCCGCGAUGAGCCCAGCGAUGACGCCUCCCUGCCCGACGAUGCAGCUGCCCGCCAACGCACCCACCAAUACACUCGUCUCACCUGUGUGGGUGGACAGAAGCAUCCAUCAGUCUAUCGCCAAACUGUGUCCAUGGCUGGAGCAUCCUACCAAGCUCAGACGUCUGUUGCGCUGCCACCGUGGCCACCACAGUCGGCAAACCACGGGAACACAACACCUGGACAGACACACACGCACACGCGUGUGCGAAGGCGUGUGUGGUGGGUGUGUUUCUUGUUUGUUGCAGACACACGCACAGGUAAGGUACCUGCAUCCACAUUGACGCAGUGGAUUGACCGCUGCUAUCGUACACGCGGGACAAAGCCCACUUGACCACCAUCACACACACAAACACGGGCAGACAACCUGACACAGACAGACAAACAAAGAAAGGCACAUGCAAAUAAGGACAUCAAGAGAUGCCUAGCUUAGACCAAACCCCAUCUGCUGACUGACCUCCAAGCACAGAGUGCAUGGUGUGCAGCAGGUGCCGUAUACCCAACACUGUCUGGCCACUGGUAGGCCAGUAGGGCACACGCAACUCACCAGCAACCGACGCUGCAAAACUACAGGCACACGCACAAUGGUCAAUGCCACGUUGUCGUGGGUAUGUAUGUGUGUGUGUACGAGAUGGCCUUCGAAGCAGGUGUGGUGGCCACCGAUCCCCCAGAGCUGCCCACCACCCGCGCCCCCAUGCUGAUGGCACGGCCUGCAGUGCACACCAGCAGACAAGCACACAAACACAAGGGUCAACGUGGCCAUCGAUCUGCGUCUUCAUGUGGUCGUCACUUACCGAUGAGGUCCCUCCCGUGCCCACGAUUGGCAGGCGGACUGUUGGCAGCGAUGCCGCGAUGAGGGCCUCACGAUUGACGCCGUCAGCAUCGAAUGAGAGAGCAAUCAGACCAGACAGCCGCAGUGACGAUGUGAUGUUGUCACUGUCGCCAUUGCCAUUGCCGACGCCGCGAAUGAGGGUGCCGAUCUGCCUAUCGACGUGACGAGCCACCCCAUUGACCUCCUGCAAGGUGCCUGGACGAAUCGACGCACAAAGCGGAGUGUCCAUGUUGGCGUUGCUGCACAUGUCGCAGCGUGUUGUCUGACCCCUCACAGUGGCGAUGGGCGCCCUCCCUGGCCUCGAGGUGACAUUGUCAGUCAUCAGCUCUUUCUGUGCGUUGCUGAGGAGCGAUGGCGGCCGAACAAAUAGCGUGGCCGAAGCUUCUCUGCUGGCAACGUCCAGAGGCACUGCACAGCACACGCAGACACGGAUGAGCAGGCAGGCAGGCAGGCAGAUCUGUAUGUGUGUCGUGCCAGCGUACACACCGCACCUUGUGUUGCAACGAACUGAAUGACAUCAAGCGUCAUUUUGCAGGCGGCAAGCUGACCCUCUACCUCAUCGAAGAAGAGCUCGGGAGAGGUGUGCCUAGGCACGCACGCAAAAGCAACACACACAACAGAUGGAGAUCCAUCCAUCGAUAGAAUGAUCGAAGGCUGAUGCGCACCCGAGGGUCGCUGCGCCUCCGCCACUGCUGCCUACGAGCGCAAUUGAGGGCAUCUUUC